Talpa occidentalis (Iberian mole) is the source of this 6615-nucleotide messenger RNA. It is a transcript of the gene MAPK1, whose product is annotated as mitogen-activated protein kinase 1. The record is from RefSeq and is a predicted model, not a curated record. The coding region runs from base 241 to 1323 and encodes 360 amino acids. Lineage: Eukaryota; Metazoa; Chordata; Mammalia; Eulipotyphla; Talpidae. Gene Ontology annotation, biological process: intracellular signal transduction; protein phosphorylation. Gene Ontology annotation, molecular function: ATP binding; MAP kinase activity. Gene Ontology annotation, cellular component: cytoplasm; nucleus. The transcript has 9 exons.
GCCCCGCCCUCCGCCCGCCGGCCCGCCCGUCAGUCAGGCAGGCAGGCAGGCAGGCGUCUGUCCGGGCGGCCGAGGGUGCUUCAGCUCUCUUGCUCCUAGCGGUCCGGCUUCCUUCCCGGCCAGCGGCGGCGGCUGCAUCCGCGGCGGCGCGGUCCCUCCGGGAAGCGCGGCGUGGGCCGAGCGGCGGCCGCGGAGGGGAGAGGCCGGCGCGGCGGCGGCGGCGGCGGUCUGGCAGCCAACAUGGCGGCAGCGGCGGCGGCGGGCGCGGGCCCGGAGAUGGUCCGCGGGCAGGUGUUCGACGUGGGGCCGCGCUACACCAACCUUUCGUACAUCGGCGAGGGCGCCUACGGCAUGGUGUGCUCUGCUUAUGAUAAUGUCAACAAAGUUCGGGUAGCUAUCAAGAAAAUCAGUCCUUUUGAGCACCAGACCUACUGCCAGAGAACGCUGAGGGAGAUAAAAAUCUUACUGCGCUUCAGACAUGAGAAUAUCAUUGGAAUUAAUGAUAUUAUUCGAGCACCCACCAUCGAGCAAAUGAAAGAUGUAUAUAUAGUACAGGACCUCAUGGAAACAGAUCUCUACAAACUCUUGAAGACACAACACCUCAGCAAUGACCAUAUCUGCUAUUUUCUUUAUCAGAUCCUCAGAGGGUUAAAAUAUAUCCAUUCAGCUAAUGUACUGCACCGUGACCUCAAACCAUCCAACUUGCUGCUCAACACCACCUGUGAUCUCAAGAUCUGUGACUUUGGAUUGGCGCGUGUUGCAGAUCCCGACCAUGAUCACACAGGGUUCCUGACAGAGUAUGUAGCUACACGUUGGUAUAGGGCUCCGGAAAUUAUGUUGAACUCCAAGGGCUAUACCAAGUCCAUUGAUAUUUGGUCUGUAGGCUGCAUUCUGGCAGAGAUGCUCUCCAACAGGCCCAUCUUCCCAGGAAAGCAUUAUCUUGACCAGCUGAACCACAUUCUGGGUAUUCUUGGAUCCCCAUCACAGGAAGACCUGAAUUGUAUAAUAAAUUUAAAAGCUAGAAACUACUUGCUUUCUCUUCCACACAAAAAUAAGGUGCCAUGGAACAGGCUGUUCCCAAAUGCUGACUCUAAAGCUCUGGACUUACUGGACAAAAUGUUGACAUUCAACCCUCACAAGAGGAUUGAGGUAGAACAGGCUCUGGCCCACCCAUAUCUGGAGCAGUAUUAUGAUCCAAGUGAUGAGCCCAUUGCUGAAGCACCGUUCAAAUUUGACAUGGAAUUGGAUGACUUGCCCAAGGAAAAGCUCAAAGAACUCAUUUUUGAAGAGACUGCUAGAUUCCAGCCAGGAUACAGAUCUUAAAUUUGUCAGGACAAGGGCUCAGAGGACUGGACGUGCUCAGACAUCAGUGUUCUUCCCAGUUCUUGACCCUGGUCCUGUCUACAGCCCGUCUCGGCUUACUCACCUUGACUCCUUUGAGCCAUUCGGAGGGGUGGUUUCUGGUAGUUGUGGCUUUUAUGCUUUCAAAGAAUUCCUUCAGUCCAGAGAACUGGACUGGCACCCCUGUAUGUCACCCACUGGUGACUCGUGGCAGUAUGUACUUUCAGUGCACCUACUGCUUACCGUCGCUUUUGUCACUAAUCGCUUUCUGGUUUGAAAGAUGCAGUGAUUCCUCCCUCCCCCUGAAUCCUUCUUGACACCUCCUGAACCAUGCUAUCUGCAGCCACACCAGAGUUAGUUCUUUCUAAAUUGGCUCUAGUCACUGGCAUCUCACUUUACGAUAGGGAAGGCUACUAUCUAGGGCACUUUAAGUCAGUGACAGCCCUUAUUUGCACUUCACCUUUUCAUCAUAUCUGUUUCCCUGGAGCAGGAGCUCUGGAAACACCUGGGAUGGUGUUGCAGCCUGCAGCAGGUGCUCCCAUCUCGGGAAUCUUGGGGGCAUUUGCAGCCCAUCUUUUCUCAUAUCACGUUAGUCACUAACAUAUUUAAAGUAUGUGCUGUUUGCCCAACUUUUAGAAACUUAAUCAUUUUUCUAAAUAAAAAGAAGUACUGCACCCAGCAAUUACACUCUGUGCAUUUACUGUGGUUACUUACACCAUCAUAGAGGUAUAACACUUACCAAAAUGUGUUAUAUGCAGUACUUACAUUUGCAAAACAUAAGCAAAAAGAGCAAAGUGACAACUUCACUUGGCAAUUAGUGAGAGAGAUGGAAAGGUCAUAGCAGGGUGCUGAGGGAAGUACCUGGAGAAGUAGCCAGCAGGCUGACCAGAUGUUACAGGAUGGAGUUCCAAACAUCCACAAUGCUAUACCCCUGUGCAACCUCACCCGGUAUGCCACAUUAGUGCAGCCACACUCAAUGCAGAGAGGAACACUGCAUCUUCAAAUGAGAAAGUGUACAAUUCUUUUUCCUCUUACAGCAUGUCAGCAUCUCAAGUUCAUUUAUCAACCUACAAUAUAACAAUUUGUAAUAAAGCCGUCAUGAGCUCAUGACAUGAAGCACUAUUCUGUCAUCAAGUAUUCUCAGAUGUUUCUGAUACUGCUGAGUUAAGACCAUCAGAAAAAGCUAGCACUAAGUCAUGUUUGGAGCUCUAGCCCAUAUUUUCCUGAUCUCUUUAAGUAUUUGUUCCUGCCACUGUACACUGUGGCGUUGACUCGCUGUUCUGUCCCAGUGCAGUGCCUCCUCCUGACUCCCCCACUGCUCUCUGUGGUGAGAAACUUGCCUUGUUCAAUAAUUACUGUACCCUCGCAUGACUGUUACAGCUUUCUGUGCAGAGAUGACUGUCCAAGUGCCACAUGCCUAUGACUGAAAUGACAAAUCUAUUGUUACCUCUGAGUUGUGUUCCACGGAAAAUGCUAUCCAGCAGAUCACUUAUGAAAAAUAAUUCUAUUUUUAGCUUUUCAUUUCUCAGCUGUCCUUUUUUUCUCGUUUGAUUUUGACAGCAAUGGAGAAUGGGUUAUAUAAAGACUGCCUGCUUAAUAUGAACAGAAAUGCACUUGUAAUUCAUGAAAAUAAAUAUACAUCUUUUAUCUUCAUAUUCAUGUUAAGAUUCAGUGUUGAUUUCCUCUGGAUCAGCGUGUCCAUGUGGACAGUCAAGUUCAGUUUGUGGUUAGGACAGAAAUGCUUAUGGGCCUCACCUUCCCACCUGGGUACUGCCCCAACACUUUGUUUUACAUGAGAUGAUUUACAAAGCAUUUCUGUAAGGUCCUUUUUUUCCCUCUGACAGCAGAACAUCAGCUCAUAUGUUCUUUUUAUAUAAAUCAUAAGUCUGAAAUAUUCCGUCAAACUGAUGAAGAGGCCCAGAUGUCUCAGUCUUGAUUCUCUGGUUCGUUCCACAUAGGGCCUAUCUCUGUGCCCCAGAGCUGUUGCAGGGCACAACUGAGUGCUGGGAAGGGCUACCCAACAUCUCGGGGCCCAUAACCCAGUCCAGGGUGCUGACACUCACACCUCACAGACUUUAAAGAGGGAUGACUGGCUUAUCUUCAGAAAUCAGAACCACUUUGAGAUUCUUGUCCUAAAAUACAUGAUUUUCACCUCCGUGCACAGAACAGCCAUGUGAAGGUCCACACAGCCUUGACAGGUUACAGAGAUUUGACUGUUGCUUAAUAAUUGAUGUCAGUUUUCAUUUCAAAGAAGCAUUGACAGUUUUACUAUUACUGUUUCUUUGUACUUUUAAAAUGGAAUGUUGUUGUUGCUAUGAGGUUAAUCUGCAGUCCUCUAAAUAGAAAGCCAUAGCCUUGGUUACUAAUACCUGGGGAUUAUGGGCUCCUUUCCCACCCCGCUCACUGGUACAGUGGAGUCAGAUUGACUUGAAACCACUAACUGUGUUCUAGAAUCACUGUAGCCAUAAGUUGUAUGCUUUUUUUUUUUUUGAAUCAUGCCAAACUUGAUUUAACAGAUCAGAAAAUUGUCAUAACCAAGAUAUUUGUGCAGAGUACUAGCUGUUAUGUAUAAUAGACUCAUCAUUGGAUCUUUUUGCAUCUCAAAAAAUGUACAGAUUAGGUCUUCUAAAUUCAUGUUGGUAAUGCUGAAUGCCUUUAUUAGUAAUGUCCUCAGAUAAGCUUUCAGUCGUUUUGGUGUCUAAAAUUCAAGCAAAAACAAAAAAAAAUCCUGUUGAAACAUUCCAGUCGUUUAAUUUAUUAUGAGGCAAAAUAUACCUAACAAGCCAGUGGGCUGGAUUUGAGAAAACUCAUGACAACUCUGCUGAUAAAGUCUUCAAAGCUGAUACCGACACGCAGACCAUUUUGAUGCAUGGGUAGAAGAAUAUCAUUGUAUUUUGUAUGCAGUACAUAGUGUGUGGUGUGUUCACAUAAUUCCUUCUGCUGUAGGCAAAGGUGAUGGGCAUGGCAGUGCCUGUUAGCUUUCAGGAGCCACAUGCAGCUCAUCAGUGGUUGUCUCUAAGGAAUCACAGAUCUACUCCCCAUGCCGCAUGCCACAUAAUAUUCAGACCAUUCAGAGGAGACUUUUACCUUUAUUUGCUUAUGUGUCCAUACAGUUUUUAAAUUGGUGACUUUUAUAUAGUAUGGUAACAGUAUGUUAAUAUACACACACAUACAUACGCACACAUGCUUUGGGUCCUUCCAUAAUACUUUUAUAUUUGUAAAUCAAUGUUUUGGAGUAAUCCCAAGUUUAAGGGACAUAUUUUUGUAAAUGUAGUGGUUUUGAAAAUCUGAGCAAUCGUUUUUGCUUAUACAUUUUUAAAGCAUUUGUGCUUUAAAAUUGUUAUGCUAGUAUUUGAAAUAUGAUACUCUUAUAAUGCAGAUGAAAAGCAUGUAACAGUAGAGUAAGUAUGUGAUUUCUCUCACUGUAAUCCAGACUUGGCAUAAUUGAUCAGAAACAACUAGGAAUCCAGAAGUAAUUCUCUAGGGUUGCACAGGUUUACCUAAAGCUCGUUGCCUUCUUUGUGCUGUUUACCCAUGUAGAGCACUCAAGAAAGUUCUGAAAUUGCUUUGUAUCUACUUUGUAUUGUUGGUGCCUUCUUGGUAUUGUAUCCCAAAACUCUGCAUAGAUUAUUUAGAAUAAUGAUAAGUUUAAAAAAAAAUGUUAAAGGAAGAUUUUAUUAAGAAUCUGAAUGUUUAUUCAUUAUAUUGUUACAAUUUAACAUUUAUUUGUGGUAUUUGUGAUUUGGUUAAUCUGUAUAAAAAUUGUAAGUAGAAAGGUUUAUAUUUCAUCUUAAUUCUUUUGAUGUUGUAAGCGUACUUUUUAAAAGAUGGAUUAUUUGAAUGUUUAUGGCACCUGACUUGUAAAAAGAAAAACUACAAAAAAACCCUUAGAAUCAUUAAAUUGUGUCCCUGUGUUACCAAAAUAACAUAGUACUGUGCAUGUAUAGUUUAACUGGAAUUUCAUGUGAAAAUAUGAAGUUACUAGUCCUUUAUUACAAUGUUUCCCAAAUAAGUGUGUCUUCCUAAUUUGAUUUUGCUAACAGCAAUUAGUAAUAGAACCUUUAACUGGUACUCUAAAUUUCAGUGGGAUGUUAGUGCUCCAUCACGUUUUCCAGAUUAUUCUUCAGACCUUUGACUUUAAAGGGAAAAAAGGCAGUGCUGGGAGUCCUAGUGCAGUUUCCAUGUCCAUCUCUUCUCGUCUUCCUCAACUUCAACUGAGCUGCCAGGUGUCACUGCAGCCUCUCUUUUUUUAGACCAAGAAGUAAUGAAUAUAUUAGGGAAUAUUGGACAUUUGGUUUUUGGACAUCAUGCAGUUACUUACUUAUAGCACUGAAAUAUAGGAAGUAUUUCUCAUGUGGUGGUAUAGAAAGGACACAGGCUUUGGGCCCUCUGCCUUUGACUGCAGCUGACUUUUGGCCAGUUACUGUGCUGCUCUAAGCUUCAGUCUGUGAGCUUCAUACUCUCAGCUGUAAUCAGUAUACUUGCCUUGCUUGUGGUAAGGAUUAUGAAAAUACAUAUUUGAAGUGUUAACCAUAAUACCUCAAAACGGGUACUUAGUAACAUUUUCCUAAAUAUUAUCAUAAGGUACUCAGUAACAUCUUCCUAAAUUUUGUCAUAAGGUGACACUAAAAUGUCUGCUAACUAAACUGCUUUCUGUUAAUCUGAGAGAGAAAAAACUUCCUACUCCACGCUAAACUGGGAGUUUCUGAUGGGAUAUUCUAUGGCAGAACUGCAUCUGCUUUCCAUCUGAGAGAGUACCAAUUAACAUUCUUCGUUGUUGUCCAAAUCCUAUAAAAAACAAUCAAAAUGAUUCUCUUCGUUAUCUAUAGAGAAGCCUAAUAAUAAGUAUUUGCCCACUUUAAUUAUGAGGAGUGCUUUCCUUAGCAAUAGUGCGGCCAUUCUGGCUAGUGGUAUAGAACAUCUUGGCUAGCCUGGUUCAUUUUAUUUCACUAGAGAGGCCCUCUGAGAGAAGUAGGAACCAGCCCAGGUCAUGGGGAUAACAGAGUGGGUGGAGGUGAGGUGCAGGCCAACCCUCCUGAACCCCUAAGUGUGGAGAGAGGAAGAAGAAUUGAGUAUCCACAGAGGAGCUGUGGAAGAAUCAAAUUGUCAUGGGGCACAGACAUGAUCAUCAUUUGAGUUUAAGCGAUGAGGGAGAGACAGUAAAGGGUUUGGAGCUGGUCCUAUGAGGCCCAGCAAUGGAUCACGUGGAAAGGGCCACUAAAGACAAAAGGUCACUUUCUAGGCAGAGAGGAAGAAAUGAAGUGACUGUGUACC